GCAUGGUGAGCCUGUGGUCGCUGGCGGUGGUGGCCUUCGAGCGGUUCCUGGUGAUCUGCAAGCCCUUGGGCAACUUCACCUUCCGGGGCAGCCACGCCGUCCUGGGCUGCGCCGCCACAUGGAUCUUCGGCCUCGUCGCCUCCCUGCCCCCCCUCUUCGGAUGGAGCAGGCAUGGUGAGCCUGUGGUCGCUGGUGGUGGUGGCCACGGGGUGAUGGUGGUGGUGGCCACAAGGCGAUAUGUGGUGGCCAUGGGGCGAUGCAUGGUGAGCCUGUGGUCGCUGGCGGUGGUGGCCUUCGAGCGGUUCCUGGUGAUCUGCAAGCCCUUGGGCAACUUCACCUUCCGGGGCAGCCACGCCGUCCUGGGCUGCGCCGCCACAUGGAUCUUCGGCCUCGUCGCCUCCCUGCCCCCCCUCUUCGGAUGGAGCAGAUACAUCCCCGAGGGGCUGCAGUGCUCCUGCGGCCCGGACUGGUACACCUCCAACAACAAGUGGAACAACGAGUCCUACGUCAUCUUCCUCUUCUGCUUCUGCUUCGGCGUCCCCCUCUCCAUCAUCAUCUUCUCCUACGGACGCCUCCUCCUCACCCUCCGCGCG
Calidris pugnax (ruff) is the source of this 593-nucleotide messenger RNA. RefSeq names its product blue-sensitive opsin-like. The transcript is spliced from 4 exons. NCBI's taxonomy places the organism in Eukaryota, Metazoa, Chordata, Aves, Charadriiformes, Scolopacidae. The record is from RefSeq and is a predicted model, not a curated record. The annotation marks the transcript as partial. Gene Ontology annotation, biological process: G protein-coupled receptor signaling pathway. Gene Ontology annotation, cellular component: membrane; photoreceptor outer segment. Gene Ontology annotation, molecular function: G protein-coupled receptor activity.